ACGGUGGUUAGUGGUUGUUACAAUUUGUAUGGAAAGUCUUGGAGUAAAUCUCGAUCCUCAUACAAGUCAACUUCUGUUGGUUGAUGCCAUCAGCCGUGUUUCUGCGAAUGAUUUUUUAUAUUGUUACAACCACUGGGCACUAACGACGGUCGGCUUACCGAUGUGAUGCGAGGAACCUUGCGCCGAAAUGUCAACUGAUUCAAUGACUGACAGAUGCGGACAGAGAGAGAGAGGAAUUGUUAUAUUAAAAAGUGACAUGCAAAAUAAGAAACGUGCUUACUAAAUCUAAAGUUAUCUUUCCUAAAAUUAUAUGCGAUAUCUUCUUAAAACUAGCUUACAAUAACCUUAUCCUAUUGAUUAUAUUUAAACCUACUGCUGAACAUUGAAAUUGCUAUACAACUAGCAUAAACUGAAUUAUGUAAGUAAAACCUAAAAUCAACCAUUCUUCACUUCACUAAUUAUCUGAAUUAGUCAGCACAUUCAUUAUCGCGGUCGCAGGAUUUGACCAUUGUUCGGUGCACUUGAUGGGCUGAAACUAAUUUGUAAGUCUUGAAAUAUGAUGCUGUUUGUUCAUUUCAAAUAAAAAUAUUAUUUACAGUUUGAGCUGAUUAAACCAAAACGAGCUGCUACAAAAUUUAGUUGUUCUACUGUAUAUCCGAACAAAUCUCAAAAAAAUUAUAACGAGAUGACUGGAGAAUGCAAGAAGUGCCACGGUCCGGACAAUGACCAAAUGGUAGCCUGUGAUGAGUGUUCCAGUUGGUACCAUUUCGCGUGUGUGGGUGAGUCCCCAGGGGUAGCGAAACGCCCAUUCUGCUGCUCCGAAUGCACGGAAGCUAGAAAGAAGAAAAACAAAAAGACAAGCAAAGUUGAUUCAGCGAAGCUGUUGGAACCCAGAGAUAAAAAAGCGGUAUCAUUAACUGGAGCUUCAUCGAGCAAAAGCGUCACAUCUAAAAUACAUGCUAGUGAGACUUGUCAAAAGAAAACGGCUAAACAGUCAAAACCCUUGGAGGAAAGUGAUGCAAAAUCCGUCGUAACCCAUUCCAGUCGUACAUCGCGAUCACGAUUGGAACUGGAAUUUAAUCGUAUGGCGGAAGAGUUAGUUUUGCGAGAAAAGCAGCUACAGGAUGAGAAAGCGAUUAAGGAUAAAAAGUUGGAAAUCGAUCGUUUCUUCCUUCAAAAGAAGUUGGCACAAGAAAAGGAGCUGAGAGAGAAGGAACUCGCUCAGGAGAAAGAACUACUUGAGCAGCAAUUGAAGGACCAUAUCGAAUUUCGAGACCGUCAACGCCUGCUGCGUGAAAGGUUUCAGAAAGAAAAAUAUGAAAUUUUAUCAGCCAAUUUGGACGAGGAAGGGGCGGUUGGAGGCGAUAUUGGAGAUACUCUACCGGGCGAAGAUGAGGAACAAGAUAAUGAGCAUAAGGUUCAAGACUGGUUAAAUAAAGAAGGAAACCAGAAAAUUCAUAAGCGACAUCCAAAGGUUCCUGAAGUGCCUUCCGUUGUUACGUCAAACCGAACCAAAGAAUCAUCCAAGAUUUCGUGCAAAAGACGGGAUGAUUCAAGCAGUGACUCGUUGGAAGCAAGCAACUCGGAGGGAGAACAAUUCGAUCGUGAGUCUGACCACAGUAAAAUCCCUGGCAGACAUUAUGGACCAACUAAGGCACAACGAGCAGCCCGCCAAAUUCUUUCAAAAAGGCUUCCCAUAUUCACCGGAAAAUUAGAGGAGUGGCCGCUGUUUUACAGCAGUUUUGUCAAUUCUACAGAAGCGUGUGGAUUUUCACACAUUGAGAAUUUAGUACGCUUGCAGGAAUGCCUGAAAGGGCCCGCACUUGAGGCUGUUCGUAGUAGGCUGCUGCUACCACAGGCCGUACCUCGAGUUAUUGAGACGCUCCGCAUGCUAUAUGGACGUCCUGAGCAAUUGAUCCAUACGCUCCUGAACAAGGUACGGAAAACAGAUUCGCCGAGAGCGGAUCGUUUGGAAACGUUUAUUCCGUUCGGAAUCGCAGUACAAGAACUUUGCGAUUAUUUGGAGGCUGCACGGUUCCAUGAUCACCUCGUUAACCCUCUGCUCAUCCAAGAGCUGGUGGACAAACUCCCAGCACCCACUAAGCGAGAGUGGGUGCAGUUCAAACGUUUUGAAAAGCCUGUCACACUGCGCACAUUUGCUCAGUUUACAUCAAAAUUAGUCGCCGAAGCUAGUGAAGUCACACUCGUAAUGGAUACAAAAACAAAAUCCGCCAAGGGGAGAGGAAAUGAAAAAGGAUUUGUAAGCACGCAUUCAGGUGAGCAAAGCGUGCCUUCUGUUAAACGUAGUAGCCAAUGCCGAAUAUGUCAGAAGGGUGACCACCGGGUGCGAAAUUGUGAAGAUUACCGUCGUCUAAAUCUAGCAGAACGUGUGAGGAUCAUGAAUCAACAGAAGCUUUGUGAACGAUGCUUAAACGAACAUGAGGGUUGGUGCAGAUUUAAAAUUACUUGUAACGUCGGCGAAUGUCGGCAGCACCACCAUCCUCUGGUUCAUCGAGAACGAUCGUCUGGUUCAUCGAAUCACCAUCCUGCUUUGGCACCGACUAAUGGAAUCAACUGUGCACAUGUCAACACUUCAGUAUCAAUCAUCUUCAGAAUCGUUCCAGUUACAUUAUUCAAUGGAACGAGGUCUUUGAACACGCUUGCAUAUUUGGACGAAGGAUCAUCACUUACUCUUAUUGAGCAAAGCCUCAUUCGUGAUUUGAGAGCCAGUGGAAUAUCGCAACCUUUGAAACUUCGUUGGACCGGGAAUAUUGUUCGUCAAGAGCCCAACUCAGAAUGUGUAUCUUUGGAGAUUAGUGGGUUGGACAAAGGUCAACGGUUUGACUUAAAGGAGGCGCAUACCGUGGAGAGAUUAUGCCUACCCAAACAAAAAAUCAACCUCCGUGAGAUUAUACGCCAACAUCAUCAUUUGAACGGUGUGGAUACAGCCGACCUAACUGGAGCUCAACCCAAACUCCUAAUUGGACUAGAUAAUGCCUACCUACUAGCACCUUUGGAGUCCCGUGUAGGAAAUCCAGAUGAACCGAUUGGCGUUAGAUCGCAUCUGGGAUGGUCGGUCUAUGGACCUAGGCAAACCACGACGUCAGAUGCAUAUAUCGGACAUCAUGAUGAAUGUUCCAAUGAGGACCUGCAUAAGCUGAUGCGCAAAUAUUUCAUGAUCGAAGAACAGGAGGGAACAGUUCAUCAACUUCCUGAAUCUGAUGUAGACCGCCGAGCUAGAGAAAUCAUGCAGAAGACGACUAUUAAACUGGACGGUUUCUACGAAACGGGCCUAGUUUGGAGGUUGGACGAUUUUUCAUUCCCAGAUAGUCUCCCGAUGGCAUUACAGCGACUUCGAAGCUUGGAACGCCGUCUGAAUAAAAAUCCGACAUUAGACCAACGAGUUCGACAGCAGAUCCAAGAAUACCAGGACAAAAAAUACAUUCACAAGGUGACCGCCGAGGAAUUAGCUAACGCGAAUCCAGCUCGAGUGUGGUAUUUACCCAUCAAUGUCGUUUUGAAUCCCAAAAAACCGGAUAAAGUACGAUUGGUUUGGGACGCAGCUGCACAAGUGCAAGGAGUGUCUUUAAAUUCCAUGUUACUUGCUGGCCCUGAUUUGUUGGUUCCACUGCCUGCAGUUCUUCAACCAUUCAGGGAGCGAGAAGUCGGUUUCGGAGGUGAUCUGAAAGAGAUGUUUCACCGGUACAAAAUUCGUGAUGCCGACAAGCAAGCUCAGCGCUUCGUGUUCCGCACCAACCGCGAAGGACAACCGGAGAUCUUCAUCAUGGAUGUUGGAACGUUUGGCGCUUCUUGCUCCCCAGCAUCGGCUCAAUACAUCAAGAACCACAACGCCUCCCAAUACGCGGAACAUUUUCCAGAGGCAUCUCGUGCUAUCAUUCGUCAGCAUUAUGUUGAUGAUUACCUCGACAGUGCUGACACCGUCGAGGAGGCUGUGGAGCGCGCUAGACAGGUCCGAUUUAUUCAUUCGCAAGCGGGGUUUAUUGUCCAUAAGUGGAUUUCGAAUUCACAAGUAUUUCUCGAAGAAAUUGGAGAACGUGAGUCGGUCGACAAGGUAUCUCUCCAUCUAGACGAAGAAGCUGUGGAACGUGUUCUAGGGCUUAUCUGGUGGCCCAAGGAAGAUGUCUUCAUGUUCUCAACCGCUGUACGAGAAAAUCUAUCCCCGUAUCUACUUGCUUCGGAUAGACCAACGAAGAGAAUAGCGCUCAGUUGCAUUAUGAGCCUUUUCGACCCUUUGGGCUUGCUAGCACCCUUCACCCUACAUGGAAAAAUAUUAUUACAGGAUCUGUGGAGGAGCGGCUGCGGAUGGGACCAGCAUAUUAAUGACGAUUGCUUCGAAAAAUGGACGUGGUGGAGAAAGUCACUCUCAGGAGUUGAGAAGCUGAAGAUACCUCGAUGCUAUUUAAAAGGAGCUCCACCGUCAGCUUACGAUACCGUACAACUUCACGUUUUCUGUGACGCCAGCUCACAAGCAUAUGGUUGCGCUGCAUACUUCCGUUUAGAAACACGUUUUGGGAUCGUUUGCAGUUUGGUGAUGGCUAAAACCAAAGUAGCUCCCCUGAAGCAACUUUCAAUUCCUCGAAUGGAGCUUCAGGCAGCUGUUCUUGGGGCUCGAUUGUCGAAUACGGUUGUUGCAAACCAUAAAAUAAAAAUCUCGAAACGCAUACUCUGGUCGGAUUCUAAAACUGUGCUAUCCUGGAUUCAGUCCGAUCAAAGGAGAUAUAAACCUUUCGUCGGAUUCAGGAUUGGAGAAAUUCUGCAAGAAACAUCCGUUGACGAAUGGCGGUACAUACGAACAAAGAUGAACAUUGCAGAUAUAAUUACCAAAAAACGGAAAGAAAGUACUUUAACCUCAGACGGAGCGUGGUUUCGUGGACCGAAAAUAUUGUACUCACCAGAAGCAAACUGGACAACAAUAAACGAAUUAUCACCAGAUACACCAGAGGAGCUACGCGCAUGUCAUCUGUUCCACGGAGCAGAACUGAGUUUGGGAUCAAUUAUCGAUGUCACUCGUAUAUCUCGGUGGAACGUACUGCUUAGAACAGUAGCAUGCGUCCUUCGAUUCAUCUCCAACUGCAGAUUGAAACAGCUGGGGAAACCGCUUGAAGCUGUACCAACCACUGAAAAUGUCAGUAAAUUUAUACGACGAACUGAAAGUUCUAUCAUCAUGCCCCUGAAGCAGGAAGAAUAUGAGGUUGCCGAAAAUAUCCUGUGGAAAUUAGCCCAACGCGAUGUAUUUGGAGACGAAAUCACAACGCUGCUUCGGAAUCAACAGUCACCAAAAGAGGACUGGAUGACGAUUGAGAAGAAGAGUACCUUAUUUAAACUUGGUCCCUUCUUAGACGAACAUCAGGUUCUACGAGUGGAUGGACGCUUAAGUGAGGCUGAACAUAUUCCGUACGAUACACGAUUUCCAAUAAUUCUGCCCAAAGACCACCCAGUGACCAAUCGCUUAUUGGAACAUUAUCACCAACUUUUUGGUCACGCUUAUAAGGAUACAGUUGUCGCCGAGAUACGUCGACGAUUCUACAUUCCCAAAAUACGAACGUGCGUUGCGAAGAUCAUUGGGAGUUGCCAAUCGUGUAAAGUAAGGAAGACUAAACCGCAAACACCUAGGAUGGCACCACUCCCUGUUGAGAGAAUAACACCAUUCGUACGACCCUUCAGCUAUGUAGGGAUUGAUUAUUUUGGCCCUAUUGAGGUGGUGGUUGGUAGGCAUCUGGAAAAAAGGUGGAUAGUCCUCUUCACAUGUUUUUCAGUACGCGCAGUUCAUUUAGAAGUGGCAUACAAGCUAGAUACUGCAUCGUGCAUAAUGGCUAUUCGACGAUUUGUGCUACGGCGAGGACCUCCAAUCACCAUCUUUUCAGAUAACGGGUCUAACCUCAAGGCGGCCAACAAGGAGCUCCAAGAGCAGAUAAAACGAAUAGAUUUGGCCUCCGCGAACGUGUUCACCAACGCUCGUACAAGUUGGAGAUUCUCGCCACCCUCUGCGCCUAACAUGGGGGGCGUUUGGGAGCGCAUGGCGCGCUCCGUUAAGCAGGUGAUGUCGGAACUGAACGUCGGAAGAAGGAUGAACGAUGAGAUUUUGUUGACAGUGAUUGCUGAGGCAGAGGAAAUAGUCAACUCGAGACCUCUAGUGUAUACGUCUCAGGACUCGGAGUCUGCAGAAACACUUACACCCAACAGUUACCUCAGAGGAAUUACGUCGUGCUUACAAAAUCCUGCCAUCCCUCCAACGGACCAAGCGGAAGCUCUUCGGAACUCGUACAAGCGCUCGCAGUUCAUUGCUGAUGGACUCUGGGAAAGAUGGAUCAAGGAAUAUUUGCCUACUCUGAACUAUCGCAGUAAGUGGUUAGAAGAGCAUAAACCCUUAGAACCAGGGGAUCUCGUAUUCAUCGUUGACGAUCAUGGAAGGAAUGGAUGGAUACGCGGUAAAAUUGAAACAGUCAUCAUCGGUAAAGACAAACGGAUCAGGCAGGCUAUGGUACGUACAGCACAAGGUCUAUAUCGUCGUCCAGUGAACAAGCUGGCAGUGAUUGAGGUGGCAUCUUCUUGUAAAUCUGUUCCUGAAGCUAGUUCCGGACAAGGUUUACGGGCCGGGGAACUGUUACAACCACUGGGCACUAACGACGGUCGGCUUACCGAUGUGAUGCGAGGAACCUUGCGCCGAAAUGUCAACUGAUUCAAUGACUGACAGAUGCGGACAGAGAGAGAGAGGAAUUGUUAUAUUAAAAAGUGACAUGCAAAAUAAGAAACGUGCUUACUAAAUCUAAAGUUAUCUUUCCUAAAAUUAUAUGCGAUAUCUUCUUAAAACUAGCUUACAAUAACCUUAUCCUAUUGAUUAUAUUUAAACCUACUGCUGAACAUUGAAAUUGCUAUACAACUAGCAUAAACUGAAUUAUGUAAGUAAAACCUAAAAUCAACCAUUCUUCACUUCACUAAUUAUCUGAAUUAGUCAGCACAUUCAUUAUCGCGGUCGCAGGAUUUGACCAUUGUUCGGUGCACUUGAU
Toxorhynchites rutilus septentrionalis is the source of this 7028-nucleotide messenger RNA. RefSeq lists its product as uncharacterized. Lineage: Eukaryota; Metazoa; Arthropoda; Insecta; Diptera; Culicidae. The record is from RefSeq and is a predicted model, not a curated record. The coding region runs from base 686 to 6700 and encodes 2004 amino acids. The transcript is spliced from 2 exons. Gene Ontology annotation, molecular function: nucleic acid binding. Gene Ontology annotation, biological process: DNA integration.